CCACUCCAAAUCAUUGGAUACAGGUGUUCCAAUAAUAUCCAUGACCACAGGUGUAAAAAAUCAAGUGCCUAGGCAUGUAGACUGCUUCUACAAACAUUUGUGAAAGAAUGGGUCGCUCUCAGGAGCUCAGUGAAUUCAAGCGUGGUACCGUGAUAGGUUGCCACUUGUGCAAUAAGUCCAUCUGUGAAAUUUCCUUGCUACUAAAUAUUCCACGGUCAACUGUUAGUGGUAUUAUAAGAAAGUGGAAGCAACUGGGAACAAUAGCAACUCAAUGCACGCCGCCACUGGACUCUAGAACAGUGGAGAUGUGUUCUCUGGCGUGACGAAUCACAGUUCUCUGUCUGUCAAUCUGAUGAAUUUGUCUGGGUUUGGCAGUUGCCAGGAGAACGGUACUUCCCUUACUGCAUUGUGCCAAGUGUAA
This is a messenger RNA of Staurois parvus, 421 nucleotides long. NCBI's taxonomy places the organism in Eukaryota, Metazoa, Chordata, Amphibia, Anura, Ranidae. The record is from the annotation of a GenBank genome assembly.